This is a messenger RNA of Anopheles maculipalpis, 813 nucleotides long. Its product is annotated as chymotrypsin-like elastase family member 2A. Gene Ontology annotation, molecular function: serine-type endopeptidase activity. Lineage: Eukaryota; Metazoa; Arthropoda; Insecta; Diptera; Culicidae. Gene Ontology annotation, biological process: proteolysis. The record is from RefSeq and is a predicted model, not a curated record. The coding region runs from base 1 to 813 and encodes 270 amino acids. The transcript is spliced from 2 exons.
AUGCUGUUGGCUAUAAUCGCGUUAGCUUUAGUGAGUGAUCUCACGCCGGUCGAGUGCAUAUUCCUACAAUCAGACCUUGCCACCGGUGGAGAUGUGUCGAUACAGCAGUACACCUACAUGGUGCAAUUGCAAAAUUUUAUGGUUGUUAGCUACGUCCACCAUUGUGGUGGUUCCCUCCUUACAGCGAGUUACAUCCUGACCGCUGCCCACUGUGCCCAAGGGUCCUUAAAGCUGCGAGCUCAAGCAGGUACGGUAUGGCGUAAUUCAAAGACCGAGGGCCAACUGCGCAACAUCGUCCGUAUGUUAGCACACGAACAGUACGUUCAGAACGGAACUAGCGGACCAUACGAUAUCGCUCUCGCACUGGCAGAAGAACCAUUUCUGGUGGAUGGUGUUAAUCUGACCGUCAUUCCACUAUUACCACCGUAUUACGAACAUCCACCUACAACCGACGUACUGGGCUUUGGAAAGAUCGAUGACGAUGACACGUUGCCCGAUCGGUUGCGAGUGGUCGAGUGUGCCUGGCACUUUCAAAAUGAUUGCGAAAAUCAAGACGCUUUCGGAACGUUCUGUGUUGGUACUCCGGGCGCAACAGCUUGUGAGGGUGACUCGGGCGGGCCCGUUAUCGGCACGAUCGAUGGCGUUGAUUGGUUGGUUGGGUUGGUAUCGCACGGCAAGAAGGUUUGUGGAACGGGACCAAUCAUUUGUACCGAUGUGGAACGUUACAGAGACUGGAUAGAAGAAGCUGCAGCCAAUUUAACACUCGAUAGUGGCUCAUUAAUAGAAAAUCAAAGCGUUGAACUAUUUGUUUAA